ACCGAUAAUAAUGCAAAACGGUAUUAACUCUGUAGAGUUUCAAUCUCGCGCGCGUUCGUAACCUAUUGUCAAAUCAACCCUCCGCCAUUAUCGCGCAUGCGUACUAGUCAAAUCAAUAACAGAGGGGUGUUAUUGGGGUGAACUAGAGCUCUCAGCUCCGUCGUACUGACGGACAUUUACAAAGAUGUGGCUCAAAAUAUACAUUAUCACCUUCCUCUCGUACAUAUCAUUAACCUACGCGAACUUAGAAGGCCCGUUCCUCUUCUUCGGGCCGAAAUCUUUGGAGAAAUUCCGAAGACCGGCGUUGAAAUACCUGGACCAAGAUGACCUGAUGAAGAUAUACAGUGAGCAAGCAGCUAUAGUGGUGUUCAACAACCAGGAUAGUGUACCCCUGUCGAGUGGUUCCUUCCCGCGGCUACGCAAGCUGGUUGAGGGUCAGAGUAUGCUGGUCCUGCCACAAGACUUCCUGGAUGUUCACCCCGACUACAUCAGCAAUGAGACCCAGGUGCUGACACUGCAGGGUCCGUGGUCGGAGCGCGACGCCCAGAUGACGGAGACGUUCGCUCGUCUGCAGGACAUAUAUGGAGCUGGUCGAGUGCUCGGCAUACUGGGUAAUUCAGUAUCGCAGUCUGCGGAGUACGAUAGCGAGUGGAACCGCGUGCGGAGGCAGGCGGAUGAAACUGGUACCAGCGAGCCUGAUGAUGAGAAGCCGAUACGCUCGCAGCAACGGUUCGCGCUUUACAAUGCUACUGGUCCGCCAGGCAAGGGCGCGCUGUUAUAUUCUUCCAGAUGGCCGGAGCUGCGGCUGGCGCCCGGGACUGACCGAGAGAGGCUAAUCGUGCUGUCCAACCCGGUCGGCGAGCAGACCGUGAAGCCCACCCGCCUCUAUACUAUCCUUGUUGUUAGAUUCGCUGAUGGGAAUAGCACUAGCAAGAUAACCAUUGAGUUCAGCUUCAAGCAGGCAGCGGGGUGGUGGCAGGCGGUGGGGGUGGAAGUCAAAUUCGGGUUGGAGACGGUGGGGCUCAACCUGCCAGCGCCGGCGCCGCCCGACGCGCCCGCAGCUGUGCUUGGAAGAGCCUACCAUUGUUCGCUGCCGCUGGUGUACUCCUCGGAUGAAGCUACACUCACCUUGCGGGAUGUUCGGAUGCAAGUGUACAUGGACAGCACUGAGAGGUUCGCGGAUGCCUUCGACUGCAUCGGGUUCACCACCGUGCCCAUCUGGUCCGGCCUGAUGGUGACAUUUAUCAUGGUGCUGGCCCUGGGCGUGUCCAUCUCGAUGAUCAUGGACAUCCGCACCAUGGACCGCUUCGAGAACAGCCGCGGCAAGCAGCUCACCAUCACUGUCAACGAGUAGACCACUCAGGGACGUGCCCGGUUCCCGUAUCUGUUGCUCCUAGAAUAUUUCCCCCAGGGUAAUAAAUAAUAUAACCAUUUAUUAUUCUGGGGCGCAGGAUUCGGGCCUGUUAGCACACUGAGUGCGUUUGCAAGUAAAAUUCCAGUGAAUUUCAUGUCUCAAGUAUUCUUUACUCUUGAUUAACUAUAGUAGAUUGAUGUCAGUCAGGCCUGAUAUGGGACCGAAGUCAACGGGUAGAGACCCGUUAAGGCAAUAUAAUAUAAAUAUGUCAUCCCAACGGGAUUAUCCCUAUAUGCACUAUAGGAGUGCACUCAAAAGACAAUUCCCGGUUCAUGUAGGACUAUUUUCAUCAUUAUUAUAAUUGCGUAUGGCAAAAAUUAUUAUUUUUAUGGAUUAUUAUUAUACAAAAUAAAUAAUUAGAAUUAUAAUUAUUAUCGGGAUAUUACUUACUUACUAAAAAUAAGUAUGUAUUCUAAAAACUCUCACGAAAGACGAAGAAAUGUACUAGGUGAAUGUGAUAUGUUUUAAUUCAAUGGAAAUUAUUGUGUUGGAAGUAAGUGAGUUGAUGAGGUUGGUACUCCACCUCACAACCCACACGAUAGAAGAAGAAGUGUGUUUGGAUAAUUUAGUAGAAAUAUAUGCUUAUACAAUAAUAAUCUGGGAGAAAUGUUUUUGGGGUAAGAGAUGGAUAAACCCAACUAGCCACAGAAGUGAAAGACAGUGACAAUUUGGAAGAACCUCUUCCUGGACCUCUGUCUGUAGCACACAGCUUAGAUAAAUUUGAAAAUACUGUAUAAUUCAGUGAAGAAUGGACAUAUUUUGCUUGUAUAAAGUGUUUAUAAAACUUUGCUUGAAAGCGGAUCUUUGGAAUAUUUUGAACGAUGACGAGUGUGAUUGUAUAGUAUUUACGUAUUCAUAGAAAUUAUGUUGAUGAAUAUAAUAAUAUCUUCCUGUAGUUCAAUAUCAAAUUUCAUAUCGAUAAGAUAACAUUGUUUUGAAUAUUAAUACUACCAAUAUUGUAUCUUUUAAAAGUAUAUAAGGCAAGAGUAGGUAUAAUCUCCUGCCUAUUACGCGCACUGUUGUAAAUAUUAUGUACCUCUUACUUAUUUUGUAAAGCUAGAGCUGUGGUAGCCCUGAGAACCGUGGUAGCCCAGAGAGCUGUGGUAACCCAGAGAGCUGUGGUAGCCCAGAGCGCUGUGGUAGUCUAGUUGGAAAAAUGCUUGACUCUCACUGUGAG
Messenger RNA from Pectinophora gossypiella (pink bollworm), 2591 nucleotides. RefSeq lists its product as uncharacterized. The coding region runs from base 185 to 1354 and encodes 389 amino acids. Gene Ontology annotation, cellular component: proton-transporting V-type ATPase complex. NCBI's taxonomy places the organism in Eukaryota, Metazoa, Arthropoda, Insecta, Lepidoptera, Gelechiidae. The record is from RefSeq and is a predicted model, not a curated record. The transcript is spliced from 7 exons.